Aegilops tauschii subsp. strangulata is the source of this 2059-nucleotide messenger RNA. Lineage: Eukaryota; Viridiplantae; Streptophyta; Magnoliopsida; Poales; Poaceae. The record is from RefSeq and is a predicted model, not a curated record.
CGUCGGCGCCGGCGGGCUGCGGGGGGAGGCGCUGCACGGGGGCGGGUUCGCCUACUGCUGGUCGGGCGCGCGCGCGACGGCGGGGGUCCGCCGCGGCGGGCGCUACUGCUUCGGGUGCAGGGUGGUGGCGGAGCAGGCCGUGGAGAUGGGCGACACGGAGGCCGCCCAGCGCCACCUCUGCCGCGUCGGCGUCUCCAGGGGGGACGACCCCGUGGGCGGCCUCGGGGAGGCCGGCGGCCGCGGCUUCGGGUUCGGGGGCACGGGGAAGCUCUCCCACCGGGGCAGGUUCUUCGAUUACGGCGCCGGGUUCGGGGUCGGGGACACCGUCGUCUGCGCCGUGGACCUCGAUUCCAAGCCCAUGGCCUCGAUUGGGUUCGCCAAGAACGGCGAGUGGCUCGGCAUUGCUCACUACUUUGAUGCCGGCCACAAAGGGUUUGGUCUGGUUGAUGCUCCUGUCAGGCCAAUGCAGUGGUCGGCAAUUUUCCCGCACGUUCUGCUGAAGAAUGUCGUCGUCGAGAUGCAGUUUAGCAGGGAGGAUGGGCUGGAGCUGGUCGAUGGCUACGAGCCCUGGUCCUCAGCUCUCGUCGAUGGCAAUGCGGUGUUCGGGCCUGUGUUUCCGGAACAGAAGGAGUGUGAGGUUAUGAUGAUGGUCGGCCUCCCGGCGUCGGGGAAGACUACUUGGGCAGAGAAGUGGGUCAAGGAACAUCCGGAGAAACGCUUCGUCCUUCUUGGAACUAACCUUGCAUUGGACCAAAUGAAGGUGCCAGGAUUGCUCCGUAAGAACAACUACGGUGAGCGCUUUGACCGUUUGAUGGAUCAUGCCACACAGAUUUUCAACACAUUGCUGGACAGAGCCGCAAGGAUCCCCCGCAAUUACAUUCUCGACCAAACAAAUGUGUACAAAAGCGCCCGCAUUCGCAAGCUGAGGCCAUUUGCAAACUACUGUAAAAUUGCUGUGGUCGUUUUCCCAUCGUCAACUGAACUCAAUUCCCGGGCAGCAAAACGAUUCCAGGAGAUGGGGAAAGAUGUACCAGCUGAAGCAGUUGACCAGAUGACAGCCAAUUUUGUCUUGCCACUGUCAAAGGAUAUGCCUGGUUCAAAGGAGCCUUUCGAUGAGGUGAUUUUUGUGGAGCUUUCCAGGGAUGAUGCCCAGAGAGACCUAGACGAGAUGAAACGUUUGCUGCCAAGAGCCUCAACUCCCAGCCAUGGCAAUUUCAGUAACCAGAUGGUUAGCUCAGCAUAUACCGGGAGUGUUUCUGCGGCAGGACCAUCUCCGUCGUCAAGCUUUGAACCACCAAUGAACUACUCAUAUGGACAAGGCGUGCAUGCUCCGUGUGCGCCGUCUGGCUACUCAAGUGCUCCACAUCAGAUCCAGUCAAGCUACUCGAAUGCCCCAUAUCAGCAACAGACAUGCGCAAGCUACCCGAAUCCGAGCUACCCAAACACCGCAGACCAGCAUCAAGUUCACGCAAGCUACCCAAGCACCGCAGACCAGCAUCAAGUUCACACAAGCUACGCAAGCACCGCGAACCAACAUCAAGCCUACGGAAGCUACCCAAGCACCCCGCUUCCUGGAUAUGGAUCACAAAAUGCAUAUGGUUCCCAAGGGUACCCAAGUCCAUACAGCAGCCCUGGUUACGCGACGAACAUCUACCAGACUCCUGAGCCAGUGGGAGACUACGUGGGAUCCGGCUAUGGACCUGCAACUCCAGUCCAUGCCCAGCCAUUGCCUCAAGCUGUUCAUCAGCGUCAUGAUGGUGCUUCGUCAUGGAGCUCUGGCAGUUAUGGACCAUAUGGACAGCAGCCUCUUGUUAACUCUAUUACAUACACCCAAGUUAGCUCAAGCCACAUGCCGCCUCCGCGCAGAGCUCUUCUGCAUCCAGUUGCUGGGCCGCCGCUUUCCGCACCUCCCCCUCCUCCCUACUACAUGAAUGCGCAGCCAGGCCGUUACUACAUGCCUCUGUAAUUUGCUUUUGAGGUUCCCAGGAAACUGUUUCUUGGAUUGUGACAUUAUGUAUAGUUUUGCAAGUAUGAGAAGAUGGCCUUUCCUGCAUUAUCA